This is a messenger RNA of Danaus chrysippus (African queen), 666 nucleotides long. The record is from the annotation of a GenBank genome assembly. NCBI's taxonomy places the organism in Eukaryota, Metazoa, Arthropoda, Insecta, Lepidoptera, Nymphalidae.
AUGGCGUGGGGUCUGCCAAAGCUACCGGGCCUUACGUUUUCGGAUCCAACCAAGACGCAAUACCACAUUCGUAGUUCCCUCCGAUAUUACCAAGGGCAUAGAUUUCCUGAUACUUUGAUUCGAGGUCCCGGGGGAACAGCUACUGAUGUAGAUAGCAACGCUUUCGCUCUACCUGAUGAUUCUGUCACCUACGAUCCAUCCUUAACGUAUGGGCGAGUGAAGCAAGCAGCGUUACCAACAGUCAUCCCACACUGGGUACACUAUGACAAGCGAUGUCUUAAGUUCACGGCGUUCUUCAAACAACCAGUAUUUGAAAACCCUGAUGAGAACUACCGCGUUCGUGUCGUCAAUAUAGUAUACUUCCUAGAAGACGACACCAUAACCGUUAUAGAACCGAGAGUGAAGAAUUCUGGAUUAUGGCAAGGACGGAUGGUGAAACGUGGAAAAAUUCCAAAGAACGACCUCGGUGAAUUUUGGCAUUGGAAAGAUUUGGAUAUCGGCAAAGAUAUAUGUAUGUAUGGAAAAGUCUUCCAUACAGUCUCCUGCGAUUUAUAUACAAAGGUUCACUUGACGCCCGUGACCGAUGCCCGCGGUCAGAGUAAACUGGUUUUGUAUUGCUAUUUCUGCGGGUGUAUAGCUGCGGACGACUUUUUUUAUGUUAAAUGA